UGCCUCAUUCCACCACGGUCAAGCCUACCGGGAGGGGGUGUCUAUUAACAGCUCUGCAGUAACGAUUUCGUUUUGAAAGUCGAUAUUUGUAUUUAUAAGAUACAACGAAUUUUAUUUAUUUAAAGUAAUCGUACUUAUCUAUCACUCUUGACCGUUAACCGUCGUUCGAAAUAGUAAUUUGUACAGAAAAGAAAGCUAAGUUAACGUUUGAACUGAGCCGGUGGUGCUAACAAAGAAAAUCCUUUCUCUUCAGAAAUAAUCCCCCACUACUCUAUUUAGUUAUGAGUCAUGUGGUCGUUGAUAAUCCACACGGUCUAGAUCAGCAGCUUGCUGGCCUAGACUUAAACUCUGACGGACAAGGCGGGGGAACUGGCAGACGUUACAUUCCACCUCACUUGAGGAACAAAGAUGCCGGAAAGAAUGAUGCACCGGGAUGGGAUGCUGGACGCACCAAUGGAUUUGUGAAUGGUUACGACAACCGAUCCAAUGGGGGCUUUGGAGGGCGUGGACCCCCUCGCAAUGAUAGAGGGUUUGGUACUUUUGAAAACAAAGAUGCUGGUUGGGGAGGAGCUCCCAGGGAUGCUGCCUACAACAGCUUUGGAGGACGUAAUGACAGGUCCAAAUCAUCUUUCUUCAAUGAACGUGGGACUGGCUCCAGAGGAAGGUGGCGCAUUUACGCAGCAUGUGUGCGUGUGUACAGAUAUGAGCGUGGGGGCUAUUCAGGUGGAGGAAACAGCCGCUGGCAGGAAGACUCCAGAGAAGAUGACUGGUCCAAGCCCACUGCUCCAAAUGAGCGUCUGGAACAUGAGCUUUUCUCUGGAGGCAACACUGGGAUCAAUUUUGAGAAGUAUGACGAUAUUCCUGUGGAGGCCACUGGAAGCAACUGCCCUCCCCACAUUGAGAGUUUCCAUGAUGUGGAUAUGGGGGAGAUCAUCAUGGGCAACAUCGGCCUGAGUCGUUACACUCGUCCCACGCCUGUCCAGAAGUAUGCUAUCCCAAUCAUCAAAUCCAAGAGAGAUCUCAUGGCCUGCGCCCAGACUGGCUCUGGUAAGACUGCUGCUUUCUUGCUGCCAGUGCUGAGUCAGAUCUACACUGAGGGGCCAGGAGAUGCUUUGCAAGCUGCAAAGGGCAGCGGACAGGACAAUGGAAGGUAUGGCCGCCGUAAGCAGUACCCACUCUCUCUUGUUUUGGCUCCAACAAGAGAGCUGGCUUUGCAAAUCUAUGAUGAGGCCAGGAAGGUUGCCUACCGCUCUCGUGUGCGACCCUGUGUGGUCUAUGGUGGCGCUGACAUUGGUCAGCAGAUCAGGGAGCUGGAGAGAGGCUGUCACCUUCUGGUGGCCACACCUGGACGUUUGGUUGAUAUGAUGGAGAGGGGCAAGAUCGGUCUGGACUACUGCAACUACUUGGUCCUGGAUGAGGCUGACCGCAUGUUGGACAUGGGUUUUGAGCCACAAAUCAGGCGCAUUGUGGAGCAGGAUACAAUGCCGCCUAAGGGCAUCCGCCAGACUAUGAUGUUCAGUGCCACUUUCCCCAAAGAGAUUCAGAUCCUGGCACGCGACUUCCUGGAAGACUACAUUUUCUUGGCAGUGGGUCGUGUUGGUUCCACCUCAGAAAACAUCACUCAGAAAGUGGUUUGGGUAGAGGACACUGACAAGAGGUCCUUCCUUCUUGAUCUGCUCAAUGCCACAGUUAUUCCCAAUGAGGUUCAGGAAAAUGUGACAGAGACCCCAGAGAAACCGGGUAAAGACUCUCUGACUCUGGUGUUCGUGGAAACAAAGAAAGGAGCAGAUGCCCUGGAAGACUUCCUUUACCGCGAGGGCUACGCCUGCACCAGCAUCCAUGGAGAUCGAUCCCAGAGGGACAGAGAGGAGGCGCUGCAUCAGUUCCGCUCUGGAAGAUGCCCCAUCUUGGUGGCCACAGCCGUGGCUGCUCGAGGCCUGGACAUCAGCAACGUGAAGCACGUCAUCAACUUUGAUUUGCCCAGUGAUAUUGAGGAAUACGUUCACCGUAUUGGCCGUACGGGACGUGUGGGCAACCUCGGUCUGGCCACGUCGUUCUUUAACGACAAAAACAGCAACAUAACCAAAGACUUGCUGGACAUCCUGGUCGAGGCCAAGCAGGAGGUUCCCUCCUGGCUUGAAAGCCUGGCCUACGAGCACCAGCACAAGAGCAGCGCUCGAGGACGCUCCAAGAGGUUCUCUGGUGGUUUCGGAGCUCGUGACUACCGUCAGACGCCCGGUGGCUCUGGAGGCUUCACCAGCAGCCGUCCAGGGCGCAGCACCGGAGGCCAUGGAGGGAGCCGUGGCUUUGGAGGCAAGUUUGUCCCCCAGCAGCUCCUUUCAGAUGCUUGUGGCUUUGGUGGCAACUUCUAUGGCAACGACGGCUACGGCGGAAACUACAGCCACUCUGGUAGCGUUGAUUGGUGGGGGAACUAGUCACCAUAGGAACGGGCUGCCAUGCCAACCCAAUGGAAACCACAUGUUGACUUAAGCCAGACCAUAACAACCCUCCCUGUGUAGCUUCACUGACACACAGUACAUUACCAACCCUGGUUCUCUGCCAUUCGCUUCUCAUGGAGGACGUGCUGCGCCACGCAAAGGAAAUCACCAGCACGUGCACGCCACCAGGGCCCGCAGAGAUUCAGACACCUCAGAGUGAGCAUGGAUGCUGACGUGCAUUGUCCCGACAGCAGGUCGGGCUUUCAUUGUUCAAAGUAUUUCUGUUCUUUUGGUGGGGGGGCGGGGCAACGCCCCAACUGAGUAAUCUGAGGAUCAUUUGUAUGUUAAUGUACUGUGCCUUUUGAAUUUAAACAGGAAAUCUGUGUUUUCAUUUCACCAGAUGAACAUGGCCAAGAGCUCUAAAUUUGUUUUUACUAUUUUGUUUGGUGAAAAUAACUAGAAAGGUAAAAUAAGCUUGGACUUAAUCAAACCUUGGCAAACACUUGGGUGUUGUGGCUCUGAGUCACGAUUCCAUUUGAACUUCAAAUUUCUAGCAGGAACAUCAUGUAGCCUUUUCUAUUGUCAAACAGCUAAUGGAGCCAUUCUAUCUGUAACUGGGCCAAUAUGUGAGGCAACUGUUUUAAUCCUGAGGGACAAAGUUACAUUUGUUUUUCUUUUUGUUUUCUUUUUUUUGGUUUUGUUUGUUUUGCUCACUCUAUCCUGGACAGGCUCCUAUUUUCGGACAUGGUAGUCUUUGAAAUAGCCAUUCCUAUUGUAAUCUUAAAAACACAGAAGUCAUUAAGCUCAGUGCCAACGAUCGCUGAGGUAAACGCAAGAAUAAUCAAUGCUGGAACUCGUUCCUCCACUUUUUUGAUUGACUUGACAGUGUUACGGCAGCUAGUAUGUUAUCAAGUGCUAGCUACAUUAAGUGGGCGGUGUUUUUUGUUUUUUACUUGAGACAUUUUUUCGGUGCGAGCGUUAGCAAACUGGGUCAGUUAUUUUGAAUCGUUUCUCUACAAAAACACAAACGAUGUCUGCCGCUUCUGAGUGAAGUUCAGGGUGGCUGCAUAAAGGACCAUGGCAUCGGGGGGGCUCGGCGUGGCGGCGUCGGCGCUAACGAGUCGACCAGCAGCCGCGAGGCCCAGAUGGUAUUCUACGCUUGCAAGUGUUUUGGUUUUUUGGUCAAGGAGAAAGGACACGUGAACUGAGUCGCAGGCUUAACUUAAUUACAAACGUUUUCUCUUUUCAAGCUGCGUUGGAGGCAUGGUUCAUCUUUCAGAGGCGGGCAUUUGAACGGGCGCCGGGGGG
Menidia menidia (Atlantic silverside) is the source of this 3746-nucleotide messenger RNA. NCBI's taxonomy places the organism in Eukaryota, Metazoa, Chordata, Actinopteri, Atheriniformes, Atherinopsidae. The record is from the annotation of a GenBank genome assembly.